This is a messenger RNA of Daucus carota subsp. sativus, 1150 nucleotides long. Its product is annotated as proteasome subunit beta type-5. The record is from RefSeq and is a predicted model, not a curated record. Lineage: Eukaryota; Viridiplantae; Streptophyta; Magnoliopsida; Apiales; Apiaceae. The transcript is spliced from 8 exons. Gene Ontology annotation, cellular component: proteasome core complex. Gene Ontology annotation, molecular function: threonine-type endopeptidase activity. The coding region runs from base 166 to 987 and encodes 273 amino acids.
AAGCCCAUAACAGCUCGACAAAUAGUCCAGUCCAAGUAGUUUACCGGGUCGAGAGUGCAAAGUAUAUUGUUGCUCAAGACAUCGUGUUACAAAUUCAUCAAAUACACUCAUACAUCUAUACAUACAUCAAAUUAAACCAAAUCGAUUCAUCUGAAAGAUUAAGCAAUGAAGAGAAUUGAUUUUAGUGGACUUGAAUCUCCCGCCUCGUUUUGCGGAGCUGACUCUGACUUGUGCGAGAGCUUUUUAAAAACUCCGUCUUUCCAGCUUCCUGAUACGCUUGAUUUCGAUGGGUUUCAGAAGGAGGCUAUCCAGAUGGUGAAACCAGCAAAGGGAACAACUACUCUUGCUUUUAUCUUUAAGGAGGGUGUUAUUGUGGCAGCUGAUUCUCGUGCUAGCAUGGGAGGCUAUAUCUCAUCACAAUCAGUGAAGAAAAUCAUUGAAAUUAAUCCCCACAUGCUUGGUACUAUGGCUGGAGGUGCUGCUGAUUGCCAAUUUUGGCACAGAAAUUUGGGUAUUAAGUGCCGGUUGCAUGAAUUGGCAAAUAAACGAAGAAUUUCGGUUACUGGUGCUUCAAAAUUGCUGGCAAAUAUUCUAUAUUCCUAUCGUGGUAUGGGGUUGUCAGUUGGAACAAUGAUUGCAGGUUGGGAUGAAAAGGGCCCUGGUCUUUAUUACGUGGACAGUGAAGGAGGACGGCUAAAGGGAAACAGAUUCUCUGUUGGAUCUGGAUCACCAUAUGCUUAUGGUGUACUGGACAGCGGGUACCGCUAUGAUAUGUCAAUAGAAGAGGCUGCAGAAUUGGCUCGACGAUCCAUUUAUCAUGCAACAUUUCGUGAUGGAGCCAGUGGUGGUACUGCUAGCGUUUAUUAUGUUGGUCCUGAUGGAUGGAAGAAACUGUCUGGUGAUGAUGUUGGAGAAUUGCACUACAAGUACUAUCCUGUCGGACCAGCUGUUGUUGAACAGGAAAUGGCUGAAAUUUCCAUUGCUUAAGAGAUUGCAUUAAUGUAAUUUGGCUUCCAUGUUGAAUGAUUAUUAGAUCUUUGAUGUAACUGAGUUGCUAUGCACUAGUUCUAAACAAUGUAACAUUGAAUCUUUAUGCCCCUGCUGCGUGCAACUUGAAUUAGUAUCAAUCUUAUUCGACACGUCUUUGCAA